Molecule: messenger RNA, 1788 nt
Organism: Episyrphus balteatus (marmalade hoverfly)
Lineage: Eukaryota; Metazoa; Arthropoda; Insecta; Diptera; Syrphidae
Product: activating signal cointegrator 1
Exons: 7
Coding region: 97-1632 (511 amino acids)
Biological process (GO): positive regulation of DNA-templated transcription
Cellular component (GO): nucleus
Molecular function (GO): transcription coactivator activity; zinc ion binding
Source: RefSeq, a predicted model, not a curated record
GAUCUGGCGUUGACAACGCACAACACUAGAAAAAAAACUUUUCUUUCCCAAAAAACAAAUUUUAAAUUUUUAUUCUCAAAUAAUUCAAAAACUAAAAUGGAAAAGUGGAUUCAAGAUCGUCUAUCUACUUGUUUAGAUUUUGAAGUUCCAGAUGAUAUGAUCAAGUAUAUCAUGACUUUGAAAUCCUCGGAAGAGUUCGAUGAAUAUUUCGCAAGUUUAUUAAAUCCUGAUUAUGAAGAACAUCGUAUUUUUAUGGUUGAUUGCAAACAAAGGCUAUUCAGCAAAGCUAUUCCCAAUAAAAAAGCCCCUAAUCAAAACCAACAGCAAACAAAAAAUCAAAUUGCCAAUAAGAAACAAGAAAGAACCACAUCUGUCUCUCAAUCGGGGAUUGAAAAUGCUGGCGGAAAGAAGAAAAAUAAAUUUGUCAAUUUAUUUUCGAAUGAUGGCAAAGUUCCAAACACAAUUAUGCUCAAGGGACGUCGUCCGUGUGUUUGCGAAGCCACCGAGCAUAAAUUGGUUAAUAAUUGUUUGGGUUGCGGUCGGAUUGUUUGCGAACAAGAAGGCAGUGGACCAUGUCUCUUCUGUGGAGAAUUGGUUUGUUCAAAUGAAGAAAUGCUAUUGAUCAAAUCUUCUACCAAAAAAGGUGAUCAUUUGAAAAAGACUUUGCAGGAAAAAGGUGGCGGUGAAGGUUUAAGAAAAGCACUCGAACAACGAGAUCGACUAUUGGAGUAUGAUCGUAAUGGCGAAAAGAGAACCGAAGUCAUUGAUGAUGAGUCAGAUUAUUUCCAAGAAAACUCUGUCUGGCUUUCCGAUGCCGAGCGACAAAAAUUCGAACGUCUUAAACAGGAAAUGCACGAACGGAAACAUGCCAAUCGUUCAUCGAGAAGAGUUAAAAUGGAUUUGUUUGGUCGUGAAAUCGAAGAAGAUCCCAUCCCAGAAGAAUAUGAACAACAGGUUCGAAAAGAAAUCGCAGAUACUAUAUCCAAACAAACAGAUAGCUGGUCUAAUCGAAAAUAUGAACGAUCUAUAGACGACAGUGAUAUAUCAGAUCCCAGAAAUGAAGGGCCCAAACCAGUCUACACACGUGUUGGGCCACACACCCACAGUACACAUGGUAUGGAAAAUGUUGAUAUGGCUUACAAUCGUGUCCAGGACAAAGAACUAAUGGAAAUGCAAGAUAUGCGUAGGUGUAUGUCAAUGCAUCAACCUUAUGCAUCACUCUUGGUUUCUGGAAUUAAAAAACACGAAGGUAGAACAUGGUAUUCCAGUCAUCGCGGUCGAUUAUGGAUUGCUUCGACUGCUAAAGAACCUAGUCGAGAGGAAAUAAGUGAAGUUGAAGAUUUUUAUAAAAAGCAUUACAAAGAUGAUUCCAUUAAAUUUCCAUCACAAUACCAAUCGGCUUGCUUGUUGGGCAGUGUUCUUGUUCAAGAUGUUCUAACACAAGAAGAAUAUAGAAAAAAAUAUCCCGAUGGAGAAUCAGAAAGUCCUUAUGUAUUUAUUUGUACAAAUCCACAAGUUCUUCCUGUUGUCUUUCCAAAUAAGGGUUCGCACAAAAUUUAUCAAAUUGAACCGAAAAUUCAUAGAGCAGCUUCUUUGGCCUUACUACGUGCGAAUAGUUCAGCAGCAGCUUAAUGUUAGAGUUUAUAAAAUAUCUAAUGAUUUUUAAAUUUGUAUUAUGUACUUGAAGUAUCUUUAUAAAUGAAUUUGUUAUGCAUUAUAAGCUCUCAUUUUUUGGUUUAAACUUUAAUAUCCCGAAUUUAAUAAAAGCCAAAAUGAGCCAAAUAUAAU